Messenger RNA from Symbiodinium sp. CCMP2456, 162 nucleotides. The record is from the annotation of a GenBank genome assembly. NCBI's taxonomy places the organism in Eukaryota, Dinophyceae, Suessiales, Symbiodiniaceae.
GACGAACAUCUCCGGCACAGCCUUGGUUGCUGCUUCUUCCGCGGGGCACUUGGAGGUUGUUAAUGCUCUUCUUGCGGCUGCAGCCGACGUCGACAAGGUCUGCAUACGCGGUACAGCCCUGUCAAGUGCAGCGGCGGCAGGCCACUAUGACAUUGUUUGCAG